This is a messenger RNA of Oryza brachyantha (malo sina), 1257 nucleotides long. RefSeq lists its product as uncharacterized. The transcript is spliced from 2 exons. Bases 17 to 1237 code for a protein of 406 amino acids. The record is from RefSeq and is a predicted model, not a curated record. Lineage: Eukaryota; Viridiplantae; Streptophyta; Magnoliopsida; Poales; Poaceae.
GAAGGGCUGUGGCGCCAUGCCCCAAGGCGCCAAAAGAGCCAUGACGCUAAUGUCCUGGAACUGCCGGGGUGUGGGAGGUCACCUAGGCAGUAAGAAGAUGCUUUACCUCCAAUGGCUCAUCCGCUCCACAUGUGCCCAGGUUAUUUUUCUCUCUGAGACCCAUAAUGUUUCCAUUUCCUCUGAUGAAAUUUCUCACGCCUUCUCUAUGGAUGAUAGUUUUGUUGUCCCAGCCCAGCAUACGACAGGAGGUCUUUGGCUCAUGUGGACUAACGAGAUGAAGCUAACUAUAGUUAGUUAUAGCCUUAACUAUAUUUUAGCUUUUGGUGUGCAUCAACCGUCGGGUCUUAUGUUCAAUCUGCUCUGUAUAUAUGAUGACCCCACCCACCAGUCUACCUCAAGGAUUUGGCGUAAAGCUCGCAAUUUUGUUGUUAAUAGUUCUCAUCGGCCAACCUUUUCUAUGGGUGACUUAAAUGAUAUUAUGUAUGAAAAUGAAAAAUUUGGUCCUACAACUGCAAACAAUGCCAGAAUCUCUCUUUUCAGGCACCACGUCAGAGAACUGGGUCUUCUAGACCUCGGGUACCGAGGUCCAACGUAUACUUGGUCGAAUAAGCGUAAAGGUAAAAAUCUGAUCAUGCAGCGACUUGACCGUUCCAUGGGCAAUGUGGAAUGGUGCCAUAAUUUCCCAAACACAGCGGUUUACCAUUUACCCCUUAUCUACAGUGAUCAUGCUCCGAUUUUGGCUAUCUUAAAUCCUGCCAAUCAUCGCCAUCGUUAUUCCUUUAAAUUUGAAAAUUGGUGGCUCCAAGAAACUGAUUUUCAGGUAACAGCACAGGAGGCUUGGUUACAAGCAGCAAAUGCACUGGAUGCUUCCUUUCACUCAAAAAUCAGACAACUCUCCCGAGGACUUCAAAGAUGGCAAAGGAAAAAGAAGCCACUCACUAAGCAAUUGGCGGCAACAGAAUCAAAACUUCUAGCGAAGAUUUCAGACUUUUACAAACAGCAAGCAAAAAAACACUGGAUAGAAGAGGGUGACCGAAACACAACUUUCUUCCAACAUGCAGUUCGAAAAAGAAGGCAUAAAAAUAGAAUUGCUUGCUUGCGCAUUAAUGAUCGUUUUAUUACAAACAUGGAUGAAAUUUCUUGCUUUAUCAAUUUUUUUCAAACUCUCUUUCAGUCCUCUUGUGCAGACACUGGUGAUCCUCUCAACAGGAAAUCUGGGAGAUCCUUAAAUCCAUGAAAAAAGAUGCUGCACCAGGA